UCAGCCCACCUAAACCCCAUCCUCCCCCGCUCUCGUUCGUAGCACGAUAAUACAUACAUACUACCCCACUCCCUCGCUCAAGCGCAGCGGUGUACCACCAUGCUUGGCCUCCGAGGCCUCGUCGCCGCGCCCCCGGUCGCCGCACCGCCGCCUCCUAGGGGGCGGUGCAGUGCCGCGGCGCCGGAGAGGACGGCUGGCCACGCCCGGCUUCCUCUCGCCGUCGUCCCUGCCGCCGCCGCCGCCUCGCUCUCACUUGCCCUCUGGUCCACUCCAGUACAUGCCGGCAUUCUGUCAGGGUUCACCGGCUUGGAGUCGGUCCCAGGACCAGAUCUGCCACGAGUGGAGUUCUUGGAGAAAUGGAAUGCGGAGAACCAGAAGAAGUACGCCGAGUUCGACUCCAGGUUCAAGUCAUCCCAAGUGCUCAAGGAGCUUCUCGAGAAGUCCAAGCAGAAUAAGCUGAAGAAUGAGAGGCAGAUUCAGGAUAAAUACUGCUUGCGGGGCGCCGAGUGGGGCGUCGGUGACUGCUCGACGGAGGGGAUGUCGGACCAGGAGAAGGAGGAUUUCAUCGCAGAGCUGAAGAAAAGAACUGGAGCAGAGUGACCAAUGCAUAGUUUCCAGUGGAUAAUGGGAUAUGCGUGUGAGUUUUGCCAUUGCAUAUCGCUUGUUGCCAGACUGCAAUGUUGUGAUCCAGGAACAUGGAAAUUUACCCUUGUCCCUUGAUAGCCUGACUAGUAGAAAUUUUGGAUCUUAGGAACGAACAAAGUCUGAAACACUCCAAGACAUUAUAAUCUUUUGAGAAA
Oryza brachyantha (malo sina) is the source of this 800-nucleotide messenger RNA. RefSeq lists its product as uncharacterized. The record is from RefSeq and is a predicted model, not a curated record. Bases 100 to 600 code for a protein of 166 amino acids. The transcript has 4 exons. NCBI's taxonomy places the organism in Eukaryota, Viridiplantae, Streptophyta, Magnoliopsida, Poales, Poaceae.